CGCACGACUCAUAUCAAUUAUUUCUAUCAACGACAUAAAAUACGCGUCGAAAAACGUCCCAUUCCCGAAGUGAUCCAUCAACAUUUUUGUGUUUAACUGAGUGUUAGUGUUGUGUUGUAUAAUAUUGGUGCAUUGACACGGAUCGGACUCCCAAAUUCGAGAAUGUUUACGAGGGGCUGUCAUACGUGAAAAAGGACAAGCCAUGACGUGAUCGAGGCGGAUACGAUGAAGUGAAUUAUUGUUAUAACAACAACAUGAAAUGAACAUGGAAUCGCCAGUUAGAAUAUUUAUAGGUGUAGCAUUAGUAGUAAACUUACUACUGUUGAGCAGCACCUUAGUUAGUGGCAACGCGUUGCCUCAAGAAACGACUUCGACUACUGUAAGAAAUGAGCGGAACGCGCGACACGAAAGAGUUAAUGGCACGUCAUGGGACCCAAGAAACAAUAUCAAGAGUCCUGACACGUCAUUGAAUGAAUUAAACGCCAAAGAAUCAUCAACUGAAGAACAUACAGAGAAGAAUGCAAAAUAUAAACACAGAGGAAGAAUACGAUUUCAAGCGAAUGCCAAAACUACUACAGAAACACCUUUGAGAAGACACAGGGGUUCAACCGAACCAACCAACGUGAUAAUUGUCACACCAACACCAGAAGUGAAAAAACCCGCACAAAUUAUAGACAGCAUGAAAAAAUAUAAAAGAACGAAAUUACCAGUGAUGUUAAGUUCCACUCCCAGUACGUCUAUUUCUAUAAAAACAGAAAGUCAUAGUGAAGAAGAAGAAUAUGAUGAAGAUGAUGAGGAAGACAAAGAAUUAUAUGAAAAAUUUACAUCUAGCAAGUUCGAUACUAAUUUUUUUACCAUACCUAGCUAUAAUGAUGAUUUCAGUCAUUUCACAGAUCAGAAAAGUUCAGGAAAUCAAGUCAGAGAGGAUUAUAAAAGUUCACCUUUUGGAUUUUCAACAUUUUUCCCCAAAGAUUCUUAUGGUCCCGAGGAUCACAACGAUGAAUCUUAUAAAUCUGAUAGUUUCUUUGACUUCAAAUCUGAAUUGACUACACCAAAACAUGACUUUUUUGACAAGAAAUACCAAGAAAUAUCUAGAAGUAUUUUAAAGAAAUUAAACUCUAUACCAACGCACACUCCAACAAAUGCUACUAAUGUUCAUAAAAUUGUGAAAGAGAAUAUAGGAUUAGAAAGAGUGAAUAACAAUGUACCAACAAAUAAGUCUACAGUGUUUAUAAAGAAUACCAAAGAAAUACGUCUUUUAGAUAAUGAUAGUGCUGGAACAGUUAAUAGUGGAAUAUCAGAUGUACAAGGUACAAGUAUUUAUUACGAAAUGUCCGUACUGUCUACUGAAACGUAUGCUAUAGAUCAUUCCGAUGAUGACUGUGAUAACGACACGUUGCCUUUAGAACCUACAGUUAGUUCAUCGUCUGAGGAAGAAAUAGCAUCUAUUAAAGCGACGCAACCUACAUUACUACCAGGUGCUACAAGACCAACAUAUCCUGAUCCAAAACCAGAUGCAAACUCUGAUUCUAUAUCAACAAUAUCAUCUAAUUACCUCCCUAUCUCAAGUAUUAUGCCACCUAUACAGAAUUCAAUUAGUCCCAUAUCUGUACAAAAUAAUGUAUUAAGUGACUCAUCUACUGAGAAAUCUGCUAAAACAUUUUCAAGUAGCUAUAGUAGAAACAGAAGUUAUCCAAAACGUUUGAAUUUUAAUGGAACGAAAGAUUCAUUGAAUAGUGUAACGUCAAAAUCGGAAGCAGUAUCUCAGAGAUCGCAGACAAGAAAAUUCCAUCACACGACACCUAAAGUAAAAACUAUAUGGAUGUUACCACGUAGAAAUAUUACUAGAUUAAAUAGUAGACCAACAACUAUAUAUUCUGAGCAUUUUAAUAUAAAGGAAAAAUAUUCGACUACGUCACGCCCUCAGCAGACUAAUAAAGCUAUUCUGACUACAGUCUCUUCUGAAAUAGAUCCAGUGUUACAAAGUGACAUUAGUGGUAUAGAGAAAGUAGUUCAUUCUCCAUCUAUAUCUGAUAAUAGUAUUCCUUCCUUAUGGAAACGAGGAUCAACUAAGUUCGCUACAUCAACAGCGACAUCAUCUGAGACUGGAGAUAUUAAUGAUAUGGAAAUACCACCAACUUUAACUGCUUGGGCAUUAGCUAGUUUGAUAAGUCCACCUUCAUUGCCGAAUACAGCCACAAAUACAACUGGAUCAACACAGAAAAGUAUAGACGAGAAUGAAUUGCAGAAAGUUGGAGAAAUUACAGAUAAAAAAGAAGAAAGAAUCACAUCUACAGCUUCACCAACAACAAAAUUAAAUAAUGACAUUGAAACUAAAAAAAUAAUUGACGUCGACCAGAAUAAGUUGGGAUGGAGACCAGUAUUCACACCACCUUUAACUGAUAAACCAGUCUCUCAGGAUAAAACUGAAUUAUUACAUACAUCUGAAAGGUUGCCAGCUGAGAGUAAUCUGUACGUUAAAAGCAGCGCUCAAGAAAAUAUUCCUACUGAAUCUAAUUCAGCAACAUCCACUGAAAUAGUAAAAGGAACGGUUAAAAACAAUCAUAUGAAUUGGGUUUCUGUAACAGAACAUUCUGAUCAAACAACGCCAGCAACAUUCCGUCAGAUGAUAGAAAAAGUUGAUCCCAUUAGUUCUACAAACUUAACUGGUUUUGAGUCUAUUACAAAAUUACCUUCCGAUUUAACUACUCCGCAAGAUGAUACCAUCAUUAAUGAACAAGAAAAUGAAUCCUCUAUGACGGAAAUAAUUACAAAAUUGCCUACCACAACUGAUUAUGACAUUACAACCAUCCGAUUUUCUUAUGUACCGACAGAAAAAGUAAUCGAUGAUACUGAAAUGCAUACCACACAAAAACCUACAACCAGCAGUGAUUGGCACCCUGUGUUCCCAACUAGAACAAGAUUGACAACCAUAGAAGAUGGCCCUGUCACUACAUAUCGACCUCAGUAUAUGACUACAACAGACUAUAAUGAAGAAACGACUACAAUAGUUCCCGAAACUACAUCUUCAGAUGAAAAAGAUUCAACGGAAUCUAAUACUGAAUCUGAAAAGUUAACCGAAGUUACCGAAACGAUUAAACAAACUACAACAACAGCUAAAAUGACAUUAACAACUGAUCUAGUAUCUACUACAGAUUCAAUCACUACACCAAAAUUAAUACCAGUUAUAACUACAACCUCAGUCGAGACAACAGCAAUACCUGAAACUACAUCUAUUGUAACAGAAGUUGUAACAGAAAUAAAUACAGAGAUACAACAAAAGCAAGUAACUGAUGCACCAUCUACCACAACGACAGAAGAAUCAACUGAAGCAACGUCAAGUGAAACAAGCGAGUCUGAUUGUACUUCUGAAGAAGAUAGUGGCAGUAACGAAGUUAUUACACAAGAAUCUACAAAAAUGACUACAUCUCAAAUAACAUCUAUAACUACACAUACAAAAAUAGAUCAGGAUGAAAACUUAACUACUGAAUCAGAAAUAACGACUACUGAAGAUAACAAUAAAGAUUCACAAGAAAUAACUACACAAAGUUUAGAAACAACUACAAAGCAUAGUGCAAAAAUCUACGAUACUACAGUAGCUACUGAGGAGACUACGAUCGAAGUUACGACUGAUUUAGGUACAAAAUCGGUGAAUGAUUUGGAGGAUGUAAGCAGUUACAAUGGAGAGAUGACUACAGAAGCAAGACCAAGAGUUUCUGGAGAGGCUGAAGAGGAGAGUUCUGGAGCAGCCGUCGCUAUUGCAGUCAGCACUAUUGGUGUCAUAGCACUGAUUCUACUUAUUGGAUUGUUGCUGAUAGUACGUCGUCGGGGUAGACGAGGGGUGUAUGCUCAGCGCUGUACACCGGUAUCUCUGGAUGCGUACAGCCUGGACAGCGUCAGCGUUGGUCACAGGAAGGGCAACCAAAGACUUCGAGCCAGUAAGAGAAGUUACGGCAACCCAGCGUAUGAUGACGAGGUCACAUCACAUCCAAUGAACUAUGCUGCUCUCGCAAAUUUCGCUCUCGACGUGGAGUCCAUAAUCGCUGAGUUUUCCGAGAUACCUUCAGUGACCGUCCGCCCUGAUGAAGUGCCACCCGGGUGCGAGGACAAAAACCGGUACUCCAACGUGCUCCCGCUGCCGGAGACCAGGGUCCCGUUGAAGAGAAUCGGAAACGACCCGACCACAGAGUAUAUCAAUGCAAAUUAUAUAACUGGUCCUGGGAAUAUCCGUAACUAUUAUAUAGCGUGCCAGGCGCCUCUCGCUAACACCGUGGUAGACUUCUGGCGGAUGAUAUGGGAGCAGAACUCCAGGGUCAUAGUUAUGCUCACGGAGUACAUGGAAAAUGGGGUGGAAAAGUGCUACGAAUAUUUACCGCCAUCUGAAGUGUCAGAUAACAAGAGAACCUUCGGCGAUUACCAGAUAAUCUUGAAGAAGCGCGAACAACGCGACAAGUACGCGAUAUCCAGCGUCCAGCUCAUCAACUUGACGACCAGGACCUGGAGGGAAAUCACUCACCUCUGGUACUUCUGGCCAGCGAAAGGUGUUCCAGAUGAUUAUGAUUCAGUUCUGGACUUCUUGUCAGAGAUGAGGAGUUAUAUGAAGAUCUCGCAGACUGCCAAAGAAUAUGACGAGGAAGGGGUGGAAGUAAUUUACGGAGAUCAGAACCGUUCAUCAUUUAGCAACUUGUCGAAAUUCCGAAGCGAUGAUAAUGGCUCCGGGAAUGGACUGAAUGUAUACUCUCCAGCCAAGGCUGAGGAGCAGAUGAGGAGAGGAAACGUCACCAAUGGUACUCUGAGCAGAAUGAAGGCUGCUUCAGAGAUUGAGAGCGUGCGCGCGUGCGUGGCGGUGUGCGCGUCGGGCGCUGGUCGCGCGGCGGCGCUGGUGGCGGCGGACGUGGGCGCGCGCGCGCUGGCCGCCGGCGUCGCUGACGUGCCGCGCCUCGUGCGCGAGCUGCGCGCGCAGCGCCCGCACUCCCUCUCCAACCGACACCACUACAUCUUCCUCUACAAGCUAUUAAGUGAAUAUGGAAACAAGCUAAUGGGAGGUGGUGUGGAUACAAUCUGAAAAACCAGCUAAGGCAUUUAAAAUAAGCGCACAUGAACGAAGACCUGAGAAUACCGAGGUACUCAUGACAAACGAAUAUAAUAUACGCAUAACAAUAAAAUGUAUUAACUGAAAAAUAUUUUUUCUUGAAAAUUCGACUUAAACGUUCUCUGUUUAAAGUAGCAUUUCAAAAUGUUGUAUGUGAGUUUAAUGCGUUUUGUUGUUAAGCGUGUGAUUUUUGGCGCGAGACGGCUUUACGUGAUUUUCUUUUAAAUUACGCUUCUAGCUAACGCGGUUACCUAUUUUAAAAGCGUUCGAUAUCAAAGUGUCACAAUAUCUGUAUUAUCAUUUCAUUAUCUGUAAGUUUUCAAAUAGACUUUAAACUUAUGUUGUAUGUGUCUUAGAGGGAAUAUUUGAAGUUUUGCAUGUAACAGAUAAACUCAAAAAACUAUUAAUUGGAUUGCUCGAUAAUUUUCAAUGUUAUAUUUAGAGUCAUUCAUAAGCAUUUAGAAGUGAGACAGAAGAAUAAAUAUAUAUGUUAUGGUCCGAAAAAUAAACAUAUAUAGUAUGCUAAGAAUCUUUAAAGAUAAUUAGCGUUCAAACUGUAGUAAUUAUCGUAAUUAAUUAAUUUUAUAAUUAAAUUGAUGUUUCUAGUUUUUUAUAAAGAACAUACUGACUAUGUUACUUGCUGAUUAACGUAGUAUUCUAUGGUUGUAAAAGAUUUUUAUUUAUGUUUUUGAGAAUAUCCAAUACGUUCAAAACUUUCCUUUUUAUAAUAUAAAUACCUAUAAAUUACCUUAAAAUGUUCGAUAAACGAAUUGUAAAAGGAGAAAACUCUUUUUAAAUUGACCUAUAAUAUCAACAUUGCGAUACUUUGAUAAUAAACGCCCUAAUGUCUAAAACCUAUUUAAAUUUAAUUUGUAUAUUUAUUUCGGUUUAAUUAAUAUUUAACACACUUCCCGGUGUUUAAUCCAGUUUAAACUCUUCAUAAAUAAAUAUAAAGAUGUAAAUGCAACGUUGGGACAUCAAUGGCUUAAUUGCUAACAAUUCUUAAUUACAGUAACAGAUUUAAAUUGAUGGAUUUGCGUUUUUGUAAGAAGUAUUUGACAGUUGUUGUUACUAUAAUAAAUUAAUACAUAACCUCGAAUGGCUGUAUGAGCGCAUUUCCCUUUGCCUUUUCGUUGAAA
Achroia grisella is the source of this 6231-nucleotide messenger RNA. RefSeq lists its product as uncharacterized. The record is from RefSeq and is a predicted model, not a curated record. Gene Ontology annotation, molecular function: protein tyrosine phosphatase activity. Gene Ontology annotation, biological process: protein dephosphorylation. Lineage: Eukaryota; Metazoa; Arthropoda; Insecta; Lepidoptera; Pyralidae. Bases 260 to 5065 code for a protein of 1601 amino acids. The transcript has 12 exons.